AUGGCUUGUUCUUAAUAUGAAUACGUAAAAAAAUUUGAAAACUCUCUUAUUUUAAUGCCAAAUACAUAUAUUGUAGUUCGUAUUGAUGGAAAAGGGUUUACUAAAUUCACAUAGGCAAAUAAUUUUUAAAAGCCAAAUGAUAAAAAAGGAUUAAAUUUAAUGAAUAAAGCUGCAGAAGUUGUAAUGAAAACAUUUGCAGAAAUAUGUUUGGCUUAUGGUUAAUCAGAUGAAUUUUCUUUUGUAUUUUCAAAAAGUGCAUAACUAUAUUAAAGAAGAGCUGACAAAAUAAUAUCUUGUUUAGUUUCGUGUUUUACUUCAGCAUAUGUAAUGAAUUUCGAAUUAAUUAUGGAAUAAAAAUGUAAUGAAAUUCCUAUGUUUGACGGUAGAGCUGUUUGUUAUCCUGAUUUUAAAAAUUUAAGAGACUAUUUAUCAUGGAGAUAAGUGGAUUGCCAUAUAAAUAAUCUUUAUAAUACUUGCUUUUGGAAUAUGGUAUUAAUAGGAGGAAAAACCAAUUAAGAGGCUUAAAAUAUAUUAAAAGAUACAGAUAUGGAAAAACAUGCCGAGAUUAUUGGAACCGAAGGAUAUAUGGCCCCAGAAUUAUAUAAAAAAAAGCAUUACUGUCCAAAAAGUGUUGAUAUUUUUGCUUCCGGAGUUCUCCUCUUUUGUUUAGUUUGUGGAAGACCGCCUUUUGUUAAAGCCACAGAUUAAAUAAUAUUAGUUUGUAACUCGUAAAAUUCUAUAUUUGUUCCAAUUAAAUGUUUAGAUGAACUCGUUUAAUUAACAUUUGAUUUUUAUAAAUAAAUCAACUCAUAUUGUAAAUCUACUUAAAAAUAAAUAACUUCUUUAUCAAGAGAAAUUAAUUUAGACUUAGAUAAAAGAAAGUUAUAAUAUGAUAACUUCAAUAAUAAUGUGCUUUAGUUUAGUUUUAAUAAUUCUAAUAAAAUUGAAAAACAAAAUGAGUGUGAAUAAGGAGUUAUUUAUGAGCCUGCUAUAGGAACUGAAUAAUUAGAAUUUGAAGAUAAUUAUUACGAUUAUAAUUAUACUAUCAACCUUUCCUAAUGA
Ichthyophthirius multifiliis is the source of this 1062-nucleotide messenger RNA. Its product is annotated as tRNA guanylyltransferase, putative. Gene Ontology annotation, biological process: protein phosphorylation; tRNA modification. NCBI's taxonomy places the organism in Eukaryota, Ciliophora, Oligohymenophorea, Hymenostomatida. The transcript is spliced from 10 exons. Gene Ontology annotation, molecular function: protein kinase activity; ATP binding; magnesium ion binding. The record is from RefSeq and is a predicted model, not a curated record.